GUUUUAACCAAACACGUCAUACUUUCCACCAAAAACAGAAAUUGUGAAAAAAAAUCAAAAUCCUAAUUAUUUUUCUUUCUUUCGCGCACUGCAAAUCGAUUUCAAACGACCUUCUUUUUUUCCCGUUCGUCGCCGUCGUCUUCUUCCUCAAAUUCAACCGUCAACGUGUUUCUCCGGUCGUUAUUACACGAUAAGCUGAUCGGGGAAGCAGCUCGAGAAACCACGUAGUUUUGGCUCGGUCGUGAAUGGCGGAACCGAGUCGAAACGGCGGCGCUUCGGCAUCCUUAUUGGAAAUCGGGAUUCCGACCGGUUUGAACCGGAUAAAGACGCGGCGAGUCGACGCCAAUUCAGGAGCUGAGGAUUUCGACCACUGUAACGACUCGCCCAGUGGCGAAUUUUCGAUCGCGGGAGCUCACGUGAAGCAGAGGCUCAAGGCUCCGACGAAAGGACACGUGAAAUUGGGUCGCGCGAAAGAAGGAUUCCGCAAAGGGAGGAAGAUAGCACGGUGGUUUACGUCAUCCCCUUUUGAGGCUUCUGAUCAAGAUAUAAGUAAUUACCCAAGCACCGAGCCUAGUGCUUUGGAGUGUAACAGUCGAGACAAAGAGGAUCCUCGAGAAAAAUUUCUCAAGAUGUGGAAGAAUAUAACUGGGGAUCCACCAAAAAUCGAACCUGCUCAUAAGGUGUCGAAAUAUGUAAAAAGUUUUUCACACGAAUUGGGUCCGAAAGGUGGCAUUCAACCUGCACAUCCAAGGGCGCACAGCUAUAAUGAUUUGAAGGAGCUUUUGGGUUCACUACGUUCCAGAUUUGAUGCUGCAAAAGAAGUUGUAGACAUAGAGCUUCGUAGUUUUUCCCAGGAAAUACUGGACACAUUGCAGAAAGAUGAUUCCCUGAGAUCAGAUGAAUGUAUGAUGGCAGAGGAACUUCUAUUUCUUGUCCAGCAAUGUAUUUCCAUGACUUCCUCAGACUUCCGAACAAAAUGUGAAACGAUUGUACAGGACUUGACUGUGGAGAGACAGAAAUGUGAAGCUGGAUUGUUGAAAAUACUAUUUACCCGCAUGCUAUUCAUAUUGACUCGAUGUACAAGAUUGCUGCAUUUUGAGAAAGAUAGUGGGCGUGUGAAUGAACAAUCCCUGGACAAAUUCAGACAAUGUUUAAAGAGGAUCCCAUCAGUUGACAUGAAUUGGGUUGUGGAUAAGGGCUUUGCAGAUACUGAUGCUGGUUUUGUUAUAGAACAAGUUAAUACCAAGGAACAGUUUCAGGGAAAAGACCAUUCAGGUGUUCCGUUCCAGGAGAAUGAGAGCAGGUUGAAGGAUCCUGCUGAGGAGCAGGAUAUAGAAAUCACAAAGAAUAGGAUGUCUAUUGAACAAAAUAGAUCUCAAAGUGCAUUUAGUGAUGUGUCAGAUCCUGAGCAAUCUGAUAGAAGUGAUGACAUGUUCCUGAUGGAAUCCCAAAAUAAAGCGAAAGAGAACUAUGCAGACGAUUCUAACUUAGUUAUUUGCCGGAUAUGUGAAGAAUUUGUCCCUGCUUUUCACUUGGAGCCACAUUCGUAUAUAUGUGCAUUUGCAGACAAAUGGGUUUCCAACCAUCUAGAGGUGAAUGAGUGCCUGUUGAAGCUUGCUGAGUUAUUGGAACGCUUGUUAGAGUUGCGCAAUUCAAGGAGUCGUGAAACCUACAUGAACCCUGAGAUUUUGAGAAUGCGGUACAGUAAUUCUUCUUUGACAGCAGAAACUCAUUCACCAAAGGGCAGUGAGUGGCAAAGUAAGGGAAUGGAUGGAAUGUUGGAGGAUCUCCAUGAGAUGGACACUGCCUGCAUUGAUGAUUCUCGUCUGGCAAACUUGGUUAGCUUGAAAAGCCACUUGCUAAACAAGGUAAAUCAUUAUGGCUCACCAUCUUCUAAUUGGAGCAUGACAUCAACAUCAUCUGCAAAUAGCCCUCGGGGAAAUAUCGACAUCUUUUGGUUAGACCAAAGUAAUUUUUCGGAACAAGAGGAUAUGCAACAGAUGCAUGACCUUGCUGAUAUUGCUCGAUGCGUGGCAGGGACCGAUUUUACGGAAGAAGGGUCCAGUGAGUUUUUACUUGCCUGUAUGCACGACCUGAAAGAGGUUUUGCAACAUAGCAAGUACAGUGCUCUUUUAGUGGAUACUUUUGGUGGACGAAUCGAAAACCUUCUGAGGGAGAAAUAUAUACUUGCUUGCAAUCAAGUGGACAAAGUUGAUGAUGCUGGGCAUCCAGAUAGCGCAAGAUCUGUAAUGGAUAGUGCAUCUCAGAGUAGUACAACAUCAACACCUUCACAUCCUGCCCAUAAAGAACGUACAAGCAUCGAUGACUUCGACAUCAUAAAACCUAUCAGCAGAGGAGCCUAUGGCAAAGUUUUUCUGGCUAGGAAGCGGAUUACAGGGGAUCUGUUUGCUAUUAAGGUGCUCAAGAAAUUGGAUAUGUUACGGAAGAAUGAUAUUGAUCGCAUAUUGGCCGAGCGUAAUAUAUUAAUCACAGUGCGGAACCCUUUUGUGGUUCGGUUUUUUUACUCAUUUACCAGUACAGAUAACCUGUAUUUGGUCAUGGAAUAUCUCAAUGGUGGAGAUUUAUAUUCUCUGCUAAAAAAGGUUGGUUGCCUUGAAGAUGCUGUUGCUCGUAUCUACAUUGCAGAACUGGUACUUGCACUAGAAUACCUUCAUUCUCUUGGAAUAGUACAUCGUGAUCUGAAACCAGACAACAUAUUAAUUGCCCAUGAUGGUCAUAUCAAGCUUACUGACUUUGGAUUGUCAAAAAUUGGCCUGAUGAAUUGCACUACUGAGCUAUCCUCGCGAGAGACGGAUAACGUCAAUCUAGAUAUAAAUGGUCAGCUCAGUUCAGAUAAAAUGGAUGGUGACCAGUCAGCUGUUGGUACCCCAGACUAUUUGGCACCUGAAAUUCUUCUUGGAAAAGAACAUGGUUAUGCUGCAGAUUGGUGGUCAGUUGGAAUAAUCUUGUUUGAACUUAUAACUGGAAUCCCUCCUUUCAAUGCUGAUCAUCCAGAGAAUAUCUUUGACAAUAUUCUAAACAGAAAAAUCCCCUGGCCAUCGGUUCCUGAUGAGAUGUCUUGCCAAGCGCAAGAUCUGAUUGACAGGCUUCUCGUUCACAAUCCAGAUGAGCGGCUUGGAGCAAAAGGAGCAUCCGAGGUCGCAUAUCUCAACUUAACUUCACUUGAUUUGAUUUCAAAGCCGUCCACUUUAACUUUGAACUGUCUUUUCUCUCGUUCUGUUUUCUCUCAGGUAAAAGCACAUUCCUUUUUCUCAGGAGUGGACUGGGAUAAUCUUACCUUACAAGAGGCUGUAUUUGUACCACGACCAGAGUGUAUGGAUGAUACUAGUUACUUUGUAUCACGAUAUAACUCAAAUGGAAUGGAAGUGGAUCAAAGUUCUACGGAUUCAGAUUCUGACAGCUUGGAAUUGCAAACACAUACUGGUGGACAGGUACAACUCAUACUCAUGAGUUUGCUACUCAUUCUCGAGUCUGAAUUGGUACCAAAAAUGACCAUGGAUGAAUGCGGUGAUCUUGCCCGGUUCGAUUCUUCACCACUUGAUCUGUCAUUGAUGAAUUUCUCUUUCAAGAAUUUAUCACAGCUGGCGUCCAUUAAUCAGGAUGUGCUGUUGCAGAGCGUGAAGGGCUCACCUAGGUGCUCCUCCCCAAGCAAAAGCCCGAACCCGACCCAGCCCUGAAACUUCCCUUCUCCAUUUGAGAGGCAGCUGAAAAGUGUGUGUAUAUAUAUAUAUAUCCAAAGUACUUGGGCUUCAAACAUGUAGAAUUAGGUGAAAUGAGAGAUGCCUUAUAGUUGUAGAGCAUCUCAGUUCUGUAUAUAAAGUUUGUACAGACUGUUUUAACGGCGUUUUAAUGUCUCAUGAAAAGAAACUUAUUAUAAUUAAUAAUAAUAUAUUUGCACC
Molecule: messenger RNA, 3920 nt
Organism: Striga asiatica
Lineage: Eukaryota; Viridiplantae; Streptophyta; Magnoliopsida; Lamiales; Orobanchaceae
Source: the annotation of a GenBank genome assembly